UUCUUGUUGCGUCAUUGUCUAUAUCAGUGUUCAAGCCCUCGUGUUCCAGUUUUCUCACCCUCAAUGUAUGCAGCGUGAGUCAGCAUCCGAGCUCCCCAUCAGAAGCACCCAUAAUUCCAUCUGCUUGGUCCUCAUUCGUCAUCCCCCCUCCAUCACCUCUCCCGCCUUCCUCCCAUCCCUACAUCCAUCCAUGCUGCACAUGCUCAAAGGCAGUCAGACGGUGUUUACUUGAGGACAAGGCGGAUGGUUGUGAUGGGAGGAAGAGGAUAUUUACAAGUAUUGGCAAGGCUGAAGCAGAUAAAAGGCAGAGCCGAGGUGGCCUACACAGAGUCCCGUGUUUAGGAUGGCCGCUGACGCUGGCAGCAUUCCCAGCCCGGUGGUGCGCCAGAUUGACAAGCAGUUCUUGAUCUGCAGCAUCUGUCUGGAGCGAUACCACAACCCUAAAGUGCUGCCCUGUCUGCACACUUUUUGUGAGGGGUGCCUGCAAAACUACAUCCCGGUCCACAGCCUGACUCUGUCCUGCCCCGUGUGCCGCCAAACAUCCAUCUUGCCUGAGAAGGGUGUGGUGGCGCUUCAGAACAACUUCUUCAUCACCAACCUGAUGGACGUCCUGCAGCACUCACCGGGCCACCGCAGAGAAGGCGGCGGCCAAGAGGCGGCAGCGGUCCUUAAUGACAUGGGUGUGGUGGCUGCGGGGCAGCUGCUCUCUUGCCCCAUCCACGCAGGCAGCGUGAUGGAGUUCUAUUGUCCGCCAUGCGAGACAGCCAUGUGUCAAGAAUGCACUUGUGGAGAACAUGGCGAGCACCCUACUGUGCCGCUUAAAGAUGUCGUUGAGCAACACAAGGCUUCAUUGCAGGAGCAGAUGGAUGCAGUCAAGAGAAGGUUGCCCGAGAUUGACGGUGCCCUGCUGACUCUGUCGGAAAUCCUGCAGCGGCUGACUGGUCGCAAGAGUGCCAUCGAGGAGGACAUCCACGCUGCCUUCGACGAAUUGCAGAAGACCAUCAACGUACGCAAAAGCGUCCUGCUCAUGGAGCUGGAGGUCAACUUUGGCCUCAAGCAGAAGGUUUUGCAGGCACAGCUGGACAGUCUGCUACAGGGCCAGGACGGCAUCCGCAGCAGCUGCGACUUCGCCGAGCAGGCUCUAAACCAUGGCAGCGAGGCUGAGGUGCUGUUGGUCAAGAAGCAGAUGAGCGAGCGCCUGGCUGAGCUAGCGGCACAAAAGCUCCCCUUACGGCCUGGAGAGAAUGACCAGUUGGACUUCCGCCUAGAGACUGAGAGUGUGAAGAAGUCUAUUCACAACCUGGGAAGCGUGGUGACUACUAACGCCGUGGCGUCUGAGACUGUGGCCACUGGCGAGGGCUUGAGGCACUGUGUGGCGGGAGUGCCAACUUCCGUCACUGUCACUACUAAGGACAAAGAUGGCGGACUUUGCAAGAUGGGCAACGCUGUCCUUACGGCUGAAAUCUCGGCGGCUGAUGGCAGCAAAGGCGACGGCGAGAUCUUGGACAACAAGAAUGGCACCUACGAGUACCUGUUCACCGCCCCUAAAGAAGGCACCUUUACGUUGUCCCUACGCUUGUAUGAGGAGCAUAUUAAAGGCAGCCCCUUCAGGACCAAGGCCAGCAAAUCGGCAGACAAUUCGACAGCUUCCGACGGCGUUAAGAAGAGGCUCAAGUCGCCCGGCAGCAGCGGGCACAUCAAGCAGAGGGCCAUCAAGAGACCCGCCAGCAUGUACAGUACAGGACGCAGGAAAGAGAACCCUAUCGAAGACGACCUCAUAUUCAGAGUCGGCACUAAAGGGCGAAACAAAGGCGAGUUCACAAAUCUGCAGGGUGUGUCCACCACUGUGGGCAAAGUGCUCAUUGCAGACAGUAACAACCAAUGUGUGCAGAUUUUCUCCAACGAAGGCCUGUUCCGAAGUCGUUUCGGGGUCCGGGGCAGGACCCCCGGUCAACUGCAGCGACCUACAGGUGUUGCUGUCCACCCAAGCGGUGACAUCAUCAUCGCCGACUACGACAAUAAGUGGGUCAGCAUCUUUUCCAGUGAUGGCAAAUUUAAGAACAAGAUCGGCUCGGGUAAGCUGAUGGGUCCUAAGGGUGUGUCGGUGGACAGGAACGGUCACGUGAUUGUGGUGGACAACAAGGCCUGCUGCGUUUUCAUUUUCCAGCUCAAUGGCAAGAUAGUCACCAAGUUUGGUAACCGUGGUAACGGCGACAGGCAGUUUGCAGGGCCCCACUUCGCUGCUGUCAACAACAACAACGAAAUUAUCAUCACAGAUUUUCAUAACCACUCGGUCAAAGUGUUCAACACGGAAGGGGAGUUCCUGUUGAAGUUUGGCUCCAACGGCGAGGGUAACGGUCAGUUUAACGCUCCUACAGGGGUGGCCGUGGAUGUCAACGGAAACAUUAUCGUUGCGGACUGGGGCAACAGCCGGAUACAGGUGUUCGAUGGCAGCGGUUCCUUCCUGUCCUACAUCAACACGUCGGCCGACCCACUGUACGGCCCUCAAGGUCUGGCACUCACUUCUGACGGACAUGUGGUGGUUGCCGACUCGGGAAACCACUGCUUUAAAGUCUACCGCUACCUGCAGUAGCCCGCACAGUGCUACACAUUCUGAAGUCGAACUAUACAAACGCGCACAAGUAUGUACACUAAAAAGCAAAUUUUCCUUUAUCCACCUUUACCUGUUGUGUGCUGUUUGUGCCACUGGGACUUUGUUUUUGUGUCAUUUUAGGAGUCACUUCAAACCAACUUAGAUUUCACCACAGUUACAUUAGACACCAGUUACAAUUACCAAUGAAAUGGGGAAAAAAACAUGCUCGAGUCUUCCAAUUUUGCCUGAUGUUUUUAAAAAUGACUAAGAAUAAGUGUUAGUGCCACAAUACAAAGAAAAAAAAAACAUUUUUUUUCACAUUGCUCUUUGUACCAGUAUUGCAAAUACGGUCUUAAAAUAUUUCUCACCAGACUGCACUCAGUUUAUAACUGAAUAGUGUGGCGCGAAAUACAGUCCUGAGCGUAAGCAUGGCUUUAAUAAAUGUCAUGUCCAUGUUAUGUGUCACUAAUUUAAUACUAACCCACGUGCUACAUGUCACCAAGUGCAAUCUGCUUCUUUGUGACGCCUUACACUUUCAAAAAUAAGUAUUUUAGAACUACUAACAGAAGUGUAUCGUAGCAUGUAAAUAGGCGUCUACUUGGCUGCACAGAUGGUCAGAUUAUUAUUUUUACACAUUCCUGUUGAGUUAUUCCAACUUCUAUUCCUUGUUUAUAUUGUUUCCUUGUUUAUAUUUAUUUUUAUGUCAAAUGGAAUUAAAGUGCCCACUGGACCCAAAAAA
Molecule: messenger RNA, 3332 nt
Organism: Corythoichthys intestinalis (scribbled pipefish)
Lineage: Eukaryota; Metazoa; Chordata; Actinopteri; Syngnathiformes; Syngnathidae
Product: tripartite motif-containing protein 2-like
Exons: 14
Coding region: 344-2593 (749 amino acids)
Biological process (GO): protein polyubiquitination; negative regulation of translation; proteasome-mediated ubiquitin-dependent protein catabolic process
Molecular function (GO): ubiquitin protein ligase activity; protein binding; translation repressor activity
Source: RefSeq, a predicted model, not a curated record